AGAUGAUACUCCACACGUCCCCAAUGAGAAGCUUGGAGAAGAAAAGGUUCUGCACAUAGUAGAAAAUCUGACUUCUCUGAUAAGAGAGACAUUUCCAGACACUAAAGUCUACGCGGCGAUGGGCAAUCAUGACUUCCACCCCAAGAGUCAGUUGCCAGGGAAGGAGCACAGGAUCUACAACCGAACAGCUGAACUGUGGCGUCCCUGGCUGAACGAUGCUUCCAUUCCUCUUUUCAGAGCAGGAGCUUUCUACAGUGAGAAGCUGCCCAGCCCAAGGACAAGGGGGCGAAUGGUUGUCCUCAAUACCAAUCUGUACUAUGACCAGAAUUACGAGACAGCUGGUGAGGAAGAUCCUGCAGGGCAGUUCCAGUGGCUGGAAGAAACACUGACCAAUGCCUCUAGAGCAGAUGAAAUGGUCUACAUCGUGGGGCACGUCCCUCCUGGCUUCUUCGAGAAGAAACGAGACAAGCCCUGGUUCCGGAGUGGCUUUAAUGAGCGAUACUUGAAAAUUGUGCAGAAGCACCACAGAGUGAUUGCUGCCCAGUUUUUUGGGCACCAUCACACGGACACCUUUCGGAUGUUUUACAGUGAUACAGGUUCUCCAAUCAAUGUCAUGUUCGUGGCCCCUGGAGUGACUCCCUGGAAAACAACAUUACCUGGGGUGAACAAUGGAGCCAACAACCCUGGGAUUCGGGUGAUCGACUAUGAUCCAGACACCCUUCAGGUUUUG
This is a messenger RNA of Pelecanus crispus (Dalmatian pelican), 730 nucleotides long. Lineage: Eukaryota; Metazoa; Chordata; Aves; Pelecaniformes; Pelecanidae. The record is from RefSeq and is a predicted model, not a curated record.